Limulus polyphemus (Atlantic horseshoe crab) is the source of this 4077-nucleotide messenger RNA. Its product is annotated as KN motif and ankyrin repeat domain-containing protein 1. Gene Ontology annotation, cellular component: cytoskeleton; cytoplasm. Gene Ontology annotation, biological process: negative regulation of actin filament polymerization. NCBI's taxonomy places the organism in Eukaryota, Metazoa, Arthropoda, Merostomata, Xiphosura, Limulidae. Bases 498 to 3779 code for a protein of 1093 amino acids. The record is from RefSeq and is a predicted model, not a curated record. Gene Ontology annotation, molecular function: protein binding. The transcript is spliced from 17 exons.
UUCAGAGUUCUGAAAUCUGUGGAAGCCCACUUGCAAGAAUUUAAAACUGUUUACAAUAAGACAGAUAUGGAAAACUUUCAAAUGGUGGACUCAUCUCAGCACCACACACCACCUCAAGAUUUAUUAACAACCAACGAUGCACUAAGAGAUGCUGUACUUGAUUUUGAGGAAACAUUUCUUAGUGCAAACUCCACAAGUAAAUAUACCAGCCACAAAUCACAAGGUUUAGAGCCUCCUGUGGAUGCAGUAAAAACUCCAGCUGCUUCAGUCUCGAGUGACAGCAGCUUCACAGAUGUGAUUCCUGGGUCACUGUCUUGGUUAUCACCAGGAGUGUCUAAAAAUGCUUCUUAUGGUCUUUCAGCUGAAAAUUCAUUGUCAGAGAAGCCUUUAAGAGGAGAAUUUAGGAUUCCAAUUGAUUCAAUAAGCUAUGUAUCCCCAUCUUCAUCCCAGUCAACUCUUUCCAGCACUGGAAUUAAACAGUUUUUUUUUCACCAGAGAUGUACCCAGUAUCCACCGGUUCUCAGCAGAUUGCUUAUACAUUAGAAGCAUUAAACUCUGCUACUUCCCAGUCUCCAGUCACAUCACCAGGUGGAUCCAUAAUACCUAAACCUGUUCUUGAAAAUAUUCGUCAACAGAUGGCCACUAGUCUUGAGAGGAUGAGAGAAUUAGAAGAAAAAGUAAAAAACUUAGCUGUUUUGCAGGUUCAACUUUCAGUUCUAAAAGAAGAGAAACGUUUACUGAUUCUCCAGAUAAAAGCCAAAGAAAACAAAGCAGAAAAAGCACCCACUAAACUAGAGGUAAAACCUGUUAAGCAGAGGUCCAAAAGUGAUGGUGAAGAAGAACUUGAGGAGGGCUCUUCUAUGAGAUUCCAUGGCCCAAGCAAGUUUUCCUCAUAUUUUAAAAGAAAAACAUUUGUUCGUCCAUCAUUAGCUGCAGACAACAGUCAAAGUCGAUUGGAAUCUUGUGAAGAAGACCUUUCUUCUCCAGGUUUGACAGCUUCUUUGAGUGCAAGUAUCUCUAGAAAGAAGCAAUUGGAUAAUAGUGAUAUGCAGCAAAAGUAUUUUAGUGACCAUGAAGUACUCUCUAAUGAAAGUAGGGAUGUUAACAGAGUAAAUAACAUGAAAAUUACUGCCACUCAUAAACUUCUUCCCACUCAAGACAUUGGCAUUGGGUAUGUUCCAGAAAAGGUUCAUGCAAUAGGUGUAGGUGAUAGUAAUGUACAUAUAGCUUCUCAAUAUGUUUGCAUUAAAUGUGGCCAACAAGAGGGAAAGUGGUCAUCUUCAGGUUGUUCAUUCUUCUCUGAGUCUUCAGAGGGUGAAUUGGAAGUUAAAAAAGAGAAUAAAUAUACAUCAACACCCCAAAUAUUGAGUGGUGUUCAAUGUCAGGAGUUACUUAAUAAAACUUUCGAGACUCAGAGUACAAAUACAGAUGGGCAUACAAAUAACCAACAGCUUAAGGUAGAUCAGAUAAGAUUUGAUACUCAAGAGCAUAUAUCCAUUGUACCUCAACCAGAAUGUUGUACAAAUUGUAAGGGAAAGUUACAUCAAAAGUUCCAAAACAUUGCAGUUGGAGAUUGUGUCCCUGUGUCAGAUAUUUCCUCUAAAUUUAAGUCUUCCCUGAUGGUUACUUGUGGAAUGAAUACUGAAGUAACAACACAGCAAGAAAGUGGAACAUGUACUGAGCUAAAGAUGACUGAUGUUUUGAGCCAGCAGGAACUCAUCUCCAGAAGGCAUCCUGUCACAAGCUGUGGCUAUUCAACCAUGAUUUCUGUAGGGUUACAGGUUUCCCCACAAGUUGUUGAAACCAAGGAUGCUGCUUUACAAACCACUAAUACUGAUGUUCAGCACAUUUGUGUCCAAGCAGACACAGUGAAUUAUAAAAAUACCACAGAGAGGGGUGUAGGAACAGGAAGAGUCAAUCAUGUUGUAUGUGAAAGGUGCUGUAAUGUUGAAACACGAAGCAUUGGAAUUGGAUCAUACAGCAUCUCUGAUGAAACUUGUCAGCACUGUUUUAGAUUUCAAGUAGAGAAUAAGGAUGUUGUCACUGAUUGUCAGUUGGAAACCUCUUGCAUGAAAUGUAGAGAAACUGACACCAGAACAGUUGGCUGUGGAGAUUUUUCAGUAUCUGAAGUUUGUUGGGAUUACUGCAAGACUUACCAAACAGAGACUGUAGGUGUUGGAGAUGAGGACGUGGGCUGUGUGUUAUGUGAUCAUUGUGUUAACUUAAAGGUUGAUGGAAAAACUUUAGGAGAAGAUUUCAUUCAGAGGCGCUCGAUUGGAAUCAAUACAAGCUUUGAAACUGGGCUUUUAGAUCUCUUAGAGCCAAGCAGCCUGAACAGUGUUGGAAUUCGUUUGUGUGACAAAUGCAAUACCACUAUUUACUCCGUUGCUACUCGGGAUACUACAGGGAAGAAUACCUUACCAACGUCUGUCUCCAGACAUCGAGUCCACUCCUCUCAAAUACCAAUACUUAAAAGAUCAGUCAAUGUUGACAGUGAGUCUGUUGUUUCAGAGUUAUGCCCUCAAUCAAUAGAGGAAACCAACACUACAGAGCAACAUUCUAUGAUUAAGGUACAAAAAGAAGCAUCUUUUGACUCAUCAAGUUUCCAGAACCCCCAUGCUCGAUUAGCUGUUGAUGAAACAAGUUUUUUAAAGCAAGAUAGUCUACAGAAAGAGAAUAAUACUAAAUCUUUCAGGUCAGCCAUUUGUUCCAACAAAAGUAGAUUGAAGGCCGUAAAACUCUCAUGUGGUAGUGAAUCAGACACAACAGAAAGUUCUGGCUCCGAGAGUAGCAGUAGCCCAGAGGAAGGCUCUUAUGAUGGAAAUAUCAUAAAUUGUUGUGUUGAUGAAUUGGCCAUCAAGUUGAAGAAGCCAGGAGCUGAAAUGUUUGAAGCUGUUCAUCAUGCAAAAACUGAACUCACUAAAGAAAUGAAAGCAGCUUGCAAGGUCCUGAAUGAUUAUUUGGUGAAACCAGGAAAUAAAGAUGAAAAGAAGAUGAAAUCUUGCUUUGCUGUCAUACAACAGGAAUGGUUCAAAGUAACAAGUCAAAAAAAUGCCGAUCCUCAUGUAGUAGAAGACCAUCUGGAUGCUUUAGAGGAGUUUUCCAAUCAAUUAUUAAGUCAUGUUGUUAAUUUAACUGAUAACAAUGGUAACACAGCUAUGCACUAUGCUGUUUCCCAUGGAAAUUUUGAUGUGGUUAGUGUCCUUUUAGAUUCCAAGGUGUGUGAUGUUACUAAGCACAACAAGGCUGGCUACAAUUGCAUGAUGUUGGUGUCAUUAACAGAUGUGAAAAAUGAUGCUCAUCAUGAUGUUAUUCAACGACUCUUCCACCUUGGAGACAUUAAUUCCAAAGCAACUCAGAAUGGUCAGACUGCUUUAAUGUUAGCUGUUAGUCAGAAGAAUGUAAAAAUGGUGGAGAUGCUACUGGAAGCUGGGGCAGAGAUCAACCUACAAGAUGACGAUGGAUCCACUGCACUAAUGUGUGCUGCUGAACACGGCCACAAGGAACUGGUCAAACUUUUGCUAUCUCACCCCGAUUGUGACCUUUAUUUAACAGACAGAGAUGGCAGCACAGCCCUAACUAUAUGUAUGGAGGCUGGACACCGAGAUUUGGGACUGCUAAUCUAUGCUAGCAUGAAUUUUUCUCGGGGAAGUUCACCAUAUUCAUCACUUAGAAGAAGACGACAAGGCUAUGCUUCAAACAGAUCUACACCCACUCCACGAACUCCACCACCACCUAGCCCUGCUCACUCAAGAAAGUCUUCCAGCUCUGUACCAUGACUGAUUGGGUUCUAAUGCUGUUGAAAGUUGAUUUUAGUUACUGGCUACCAAUAUGCUCAUCAAUUUGAGUGACAAUUUGUUCUAUCACUAGGCCUUCUUCAACUGUAAAUAUACAUGACUUACACAAAACACAGAGGCUAUUAAAUUCCCAUAUAAUCGUUGGUCAGUCCUGACCACUCUAGGUCAGCUUCUAUGGGGAAAGUCUUCAGCCGUCCAGAGACUGAGAAAGAAAAGUUCAUUCGUCUUUGUAAGGAGAUGGCGGAUGAUGAUUGUCGUCAGUACAGAGAAGGUUAUCCGG